UAUUACAUGCAUAUUCCCGAGUAAACAAAUAAAUAACAAAUAACAUUCGUCAACAACACGUCACGUGACCAAUACUUGGGUUCCCUGUAGCUAGUUUACGCUCUUGUUUGAGACUGCUAAUCCGACGGAAAAACACGAAAAAGACGUAAAUAAUCUGCUUUUGCUUUCAUGAUGAAAUGCAGGCGGCUAGGAUGGAUCCAGCGGAAGAGCCCCCAUCGAUGUUGUGGGGACUGGACCCGAUCUUUUCUGCCUUCACCAGGCUGUACGUCAGAGACAUCCUGCAGAUGAUAGAGUCCACACAGGUGCCAGGCAUUUACUUCUACAACUCACAUCCAAUCUACAAAGUCGAUGUACUUGGUACAGUGGUUUACAAGAGAGAAAGAGAAGACUUCUUCUGUUAUGGAGUGGAUGAUAGUACUGGGGUUAUAAACUGCCUGUGCUGGAAAAAUGACCUGUUGAAAGACGAGGGGGAGCCUGCUAAAUCAGGGGGGAAACACAGUGAUGGGGCUCAGGAAGGCUUCAACCCAGUCUCUGAGCUGAAGAAGCUGAGACAGGCCCAGCAGAGCCGCUGCCACCUGGAGAUUGGAGAGCUGCUCCGAGUUAGAGGACCAGUGAAGACGUCGAGGCAACAGAGAGAAAUCAUGGCCUCCACCUACUAUAAAGUGAACGACCCAGUGAUGGCGGUCCAGAUAGCGUGGAUGAUGGAGGUUCCUCAGCUCUACAGACAGUGCUACGACAAACUAUUCCAGCUGCAACCUAAUGCAACAGGUGACUCAGCCAUCAGUUCCCUCAGCAAGGCAACGAAUAUCAUCAAGGAUUUCUUCAAGCAGAAGUCGGUGACCAGGUUCAGACCCUAUGAUGUUCAGGAUCUUUUGCAGCCUCUGAUCUCCAGCCAGCCUCAAACAGCAUCUGCAGACCAGGAGCCUGUGGCGGGUCCGUCUGCAUGCCAGCAGCUACGGCAGCUUCUGAAGGAGGCCCUGCAAAUUUUACAGGACGAGGGUAUUGUGUACCGCAAGGUCAAAUCCCAAGAUGAAGUCUAUCAUGUGACUGCACAUGACACAGAUCUAUUCAUAGCCAUCAAAGACAUUCUCAGGGAGGACUCAAAGAGAGAGAAGUAUGCAGAGAAGGGUUGCCACAUCCUGCACAUUCUGUCUGCAGUCAGGCAGCGCUACAGCCUCAACGUGAGCAAAGAAGCACUGGAGCUGGUCCUCAAAUCACUGGAGUGCAACAGUGACAUCGUCAGCACCAGCGACAGCCAUUACACUGUGUUCUAACUUGAGCACAGUGGGGUCGGGAACUCAGUAUUACUGCAUAUACUAUGUGUAGCAUGGCUUAUUGCUCCAAAAUGUGAGCGUCCAAUACAUUUAAGUAAAUCAUUCCAUUUUUAUUCCUUUGUUUAUCAUGAAUAUCGUCAAGUGUGGCACUUGCCAACAUUAGUUGAACUCCAUAUUUAUUAAGUUUAAUAUAAAAUGCGAAAGCCAUGCCUAAGAAAAUGGACACCAGGAAAGCUUUCAGGACCACUGUGCACUCCACUGUUGUAAAUAUUUGUGAUAGUUUGGUAAAUUUAGAAAUAAAUAAACAAUAAAUAACAGA
Messenger RNA from Siniperca chuatsi (mandarin fish), 1593 nucleotides. It is a transcript of the gene stn1, whose product is annotated as STN1 subunit of CST complex. Lineage: Eukaryota; Metazoa; Chordata; Actinopteri; Centrarchiformes; Sinipercidae. The record is from RefSeq and is a predicted model, not a curated record. Gene Ontology annotation, cellular component: DNA replication factor A complex; site of double-strand break; chromosome, telomeric region. The coding region runs from base 177 to 1274 and encodes 365 amino acids. Gene Ontology annotation, biological process: double-strand break repair via homologous recombination; nucleotide-excision repair; telomere capping. Gene Ontology annotation, molecular function: single-stranded telomeric DNA binding. The transcript has 9 exons.